Epinephelus moara (kelp grouper) is the source of this 985-nucleotide messenger RNA. RefSeq names its product U2 small nuclear RNA auxiliary factor 1 (gene u2af1). Gene Ontology annotation, molecular function: pre-mRNA 3'-splice site binding; metal ion binding. Bases 48 to 776 code for a protein of 242 amino acids. Gene Ontology annotation, cellular component: spliceosomal complex; U2AF complex. Gene Ontology annotation, biological process: mRNA splicing, via spliceosome. The record is from RefSeq and is a predicted model, not a curated record. The transcript is spliced from 8 exons. Lineage: Eukaryota; Metazoa; Chordata; Actinopteri; Perciformes; Serranidae.
CGGAAGUAUCGCCGUUGCUGCGGGUGCUUGAACACAGGCGAGCCAAGAUGGCAGAGUACCUGGCAUCCAUUUUUGGGACAGAGAAAGAUAAGGUCAACUGCUCUUUUUAUUUCAAAAUUGGUGCCUGCCGACAUGGCGACCGCUGCUCCAGAUUACACAAUAAACCGACAUUCAGCCAGACAAUUGCCCUCCUGAACAUUUACCGGAACCCUCAGAACAGUGCCCAGUCUGCUGAUGGGCUGACCUGUGCCAUCAGUGACAUGGAGAUGCAGGAGCACUAUGAUGAGUUUUUUGAGGAGGUCUUCACAGAGAUGGAAGAAAAGUAUGGCGAGGUGGAGGAGAUGAACGUAUGUGACAACCUCGGGGACCAUCUAGUGGGAAAUGUGUAUGUGAAGUUCCGUUAUGAGGAGGACGCUGAGAAGGCCGUGAUAGACCUGAAUAACCGGUGGUUUAAUGGACAGCCAAUCCAUGCUGAGCUCUCCCCCGUCACAGACUUCAGAGAAGCCUGCUGUCGCCAAUAUGAGAUGGGGGAAUGCACUCGUGGUGGCUUCUGUAACUUCAUGCAUCUGAAGCCCAUCUCACGUGAACUGAGGAGAGAGCUCUAUGGGCGUCGGAGGAAGAGCCGCCACAGGUCCCGGUCUCGAUCGAGAGAGAGGCGAUCUCGCUCGAGGGACAGAGGUCGAGGAGGUGGAGGUGGAGGUGGAGGUGGAGGUGGAGGUGGCCGUGACCACGAGAGACGUCGCUCCCGAGACAGAGAGCGUUCAGGACGGUUCUGAACCACAAGCCAUGACUACUUGUCCUUCCCUCCCUCCCGGUAUCCAUCCCCAGUCUUUUUUUUUUUUUUUUAAGUUUGUACCCUUCCAGGUCUAUUCAAGGACUGACUGAGAGGUACCUGAUUUUGAAGCUGUGACAGCAUUGAUGAACUUGUCUGUUCUUGAUUUCUGAAAAUGACUUUCACCUCAUUAAAUUUAACAUUUUUACUUAA